UUCUUCAAAAAAAAAAAAAAAUUCUAUUAAACACUCAAACACAAACACAGAACCUAGAAGAGCAGAAUACUGCAGCAAACACGUGGUUCGUUCAUUGAGAGAGAGAGAAAGAUAUGCUCUAAUUAGAAUAUAUAUUUGAAUCGAAUGAAUAAAAGAAUAAUGAAUCCACUAAUUUAGACAUUGGCCAAUGAUAUACCUGCAUGGUAUAAAUUUAUGAAACAUAAUGUUUUUGUUUUGUUUUGUUUAUUUUUUCAAUUUUUUUUUCGUUUUUAUCAAUCAUCAUCAUUCAUGUUUAUUAAAUCCAUUACAGAUGUCAUCAUUAUCAUCGAAAAAUCAACAUUAUGUCGGCCGAGCUAUUCAGCUUGAAAUAGCCGAAUUGGAUAAUUAUUUUGUCAACAAUAUAGUAUUUCAUUUGAAUUCCAUAUCUGAAUCAACAUAUCGAUUUGUUCCAGAAUUAAAACUAUUAAUACAAACCUUAUUAUGGUAUCGAAAAUUAUAUGGCAAUGAUUCAUCCAUUGGUCUUGAUAUUUUUAAAUGUCGAUACUACUCGAGUACAAAUCAAUCAUCAUCCAAUGAAUUAUCAUUGAUUCAGAAAUGUUCAUAUCUACUUAAAUAUUCGUUACAAUAUCUCCAAGACCGAUUAGAUCAAUAUCCAUCAAAUCGACGAUGGACACAAAUGAUUGAAAAAUUUCUACUCUAUUAUCGAACACUGGAAAUGUUAAAUCUUUAUGUUUUCAUUUACAAUGGUAAAUAUCGAACAAUACAUGAACGAUUGUUUGGUAUUCGAAUUGUCAGUCAACGACAACAAUCAUCAGAUUCAAUAUUUAAUCAUUCAUUUUUAAAUCGUGAACUAAUGUGGAAUGCUAUGAUCGAAGUAUUGACCACAUUGAUUCCAUUCAUCACCACUACAUCGUUGUAUCGUUCCAUUAUCAAACGAAUUUAUUAUCCAAUUCGAUUAACAGGUCAACAACAAAAUCUACAAGAAAAAGUUCAAACGAAAAGUAACCGGUGUCAAAUCUGUGAUCUACCAGCAGUGAAUGCACAGGCCAUUCCGAAUUGUCGUCAUAUUUAUUGUUAUUUUUGUAUCAUACACAUUCUAUUCGAAGAUGGUAUUGUUAAAUGUGAUCAUUGUCAAGUAUCAAUUGAUUCGGCAGAUAAAUUAUUACGAACAUUUCAUAAUUAAAUUCUUGAUUUAUUCAUCGAA
Messenger RNA from Dermatophagoides farinae (American house dust mite), 1204 nucleotides. RefSeq names its product peroxisomal biogenesis factor 2 (gene Pex2). Gene Ontology annotation, biological process: protein import into peroxisome matrix. Gene Ontology annotation, cellular component: peroxisomal membrane. The record is from RefSeq and is a predicted model, not a curated record. Gene Ontology annotation, molecular function: zinc ion binding. NCBI's taxonomy places the organism in Eukaryota, Metazoa, Arthropoda, Arachnida, Sarcoptiformes, Pyroglyphidae.